CAUAGUCGAUGUCUAGCUUUACUUUUAGUUUUAGUAAACUUAUAACAGUGAACUUAGUGUGAAGUAUUUGUUGUAAUUGUAGGGUUAGUUUAGUGAUACAAAUACUGUAUGAAAUAAAAGUAGGGUUAUAUUAAUAAUUUAGCUGUAGUACUACUUCUACCGUUCUAGUCUAUCAAGCAACAAUUUGUCCAGUUACUACUGGAUUAGGCUGAGAUUUUAUUUUAAUGUUGGAACAUUCGUCUACCGUAAAUUUAGACUCUUGCAUUCUGAUCUUAGCUUUGGAAAGCAUGUUAACACCAGACCAUAAGAAAAGACAGAGGAAUCUUCACAAAGAAAUUAACAAUUCUUUGUCAACUUGUUGGCAAACUGAAGAAUUUGAAGUGAAAGAAGAAUGCACACCUUGUACUGAAUUUGAAAAAGUCAGUGGAAAUAUACCAGCCUGUGCUCAGUCAGGCUUCAAAGAACUUAUAUCAUGCAAAACAAGUGGGAACUAUUAUAGAAGCUGUGAAAGAGUACCCUGGAUUGAAGAAAGAAAUUUUUGGAUAUUUGAAGGGAUGAUGCUUGCUGUAGGUUUUGUUAGUGCUGCCAUGGUUGUACUGCGUCAGAAACAUUUGGACAGAAAAAUGAUUGAAAGGAUUCAAAAACAGGUUUCUGCAGGUGUUUGAUAUAUUCUUAUAAGUUUUAUUUUCUGUUUUUGUAUAUUACAAGCACAUGGACUUGAGAGUGACAGGGAUUUUGUAAAGAACUAAUCCUCAAAUGGAGUUGAAAGGUUUUGUUAAUAUUGGUUUAUUUAUUGGACUGUUAUGGUCAGCAGUUACAUCUUGUUUGUAUUCAGAGCAAGUCCAAGGACUGCACACUGUGUUAUUUUUCAUAAUGUAUCACAAACUUUUGUUAGCCAAUAAUGUAAAAAUUCAAUAAAUAGAUUGUUUAUAAUGUUUCAUUCAAUUUCAAUAUAAUCAUAAUAAGAUUUAUCGGUUGUGAGCUGUUUGUAAGAUGUGAGAAAAAGAAACUAUACUACUGUUUAGAAAUUUAAGAAUGCAAUGAAAAAAAUAUCUCAGUUAUCAUUGUGUUAGAGGAUCUAUUAUAUUCACACAUGAGAAACAUACAUGUGCAAGAGGGAUGACCGUAAGGUUAUCUUGUAUAUUUAUAACGUAUCAAAUAAACUACUAUUCAUAUUGUAACAUUUUAACAGAAUUUAGUAUUCCAUAAAAUCAAAGAAUAUUUUUAUCAGAAAUUAGUUUAACUAAUAAACACAACUGAUAAAUGUACCAUAAAAUAUUGCUCUAACUUUUUUGAUGGCUAAUGAGCUUACAGCCACGAUGUGAAAUGUACUUUUGGAAUAAAGUGAUUUUGUCAUUUUAGUUUAACUGAA
Messenger RNA from Limulus polyphemus (Atlantic horseshoe crab), 1372 nucleotides. RefSeq names its product protein JTB-like (gene JTBR). The transcript has 4 exons. The coding region runs from base 225 to 665 and encodes 146 amino acids. Lineage: Eukaryota; Metazoa; Arthropoda; Merostomata; Xiphosura; Limulidae. The record is from RefSeq and is a predicted model, not a curated record. Gene Ontology annotation, cellular component: spindle; cytoplasm; midbody. Gene Ontology annotation, biological process: mitotic cytokinesis.